ACCAGCACCAUGUCCUCAAUUGCUGCUCUGGGCCUUCGCCGGGCCUUUGUCCGCCCCGCUGCUGUCCGCGUUCCUGCCAGACGCUUCGCGAGCACCAAGAUGGCCGAGGCGAGCCUCGACAAGGCUCCUAAGCGUGACCCUGAGCUCUAUGUCCUCCUCGGAGUUAUGUCCGGAGCUUUCCUCAUUGCUGGCUGGUAUUUUGGCAAGAAGCCCACCUCUGUGACCUCCGAGAGCAAUGUCCGCAUCGGCGAGAGCUCCAUGCCCUGGGAGCGUGAAGAUGAUGGCGGCAAGAUGUACAAGUACCAGUACCACCCCAACGGCGAUACUAGCCAGGGUCUCCGCGCUGCUCCUAGCGCCCUGAACACUGUUAUUGUUCCUAACGUCACCCUGCCUGCGGAUCUCCACGAACGAUUCAACAAGUACGGCAAGGAGGAAUGGGACUACUAAACUGUCACUAGGAAAUCCAAGAUGGGAGGUUCGAACCACUGCAGAUGGUGGUUGUACACUAGAGCUGCUGUGAGGAGUAGAAAGGUAGCUGUCGCAUGUGGAGAGAGAGAGAGAGAGAGAGAGUUUUGGUUGCAGAAGAUCUGUCUAUACUAC
Penicilliopsis zonata CBS 506.65 is the source of this 600-nucleotide messenger RNA. RefSeq lists its product as hypothetical. The transcript has 4 exons. The coding region runs from base 10 to 447 and encodes 145 amino acids. The record is from RefSeq and is a predicted model, not a curated record. NCBI's taxonomy places the organism in Eukaryota, Fungi, Ascomycota, Eurotiomycetes, Eurotiales, Aspergillaceae.